Messenger RNA from Suncus etruscus (white-toothed pygmy shrew), 616 nucleotides. It is a transcript of the gene RPL17, whose product is annotated as ribosomal protein L17. The transcript is spliced from 7 exons. Gene Ontology annotation, biological process: cytoplasmic translation. Gene Ontology annotation, molecular function: structural constituent of ribosome. Gene Ontology annotation, cellular component: ribosome; cytosolic large ribosomal subunit. NCBI's taxonomy places the organism in Eukaryota, Metazoa, Chordata, Mammalia, Eulipotyphla, Soricidae. The record is from RefSeq and is a predicted model, not a curated record. Bases 19 to 573 code for a protein of 184 amino acids.
GUAGGUGAUCCCGCCGAGAUGGUGCGCUAUUCGCUGGACCCCGAAAACCCGACCAAAUCAUGCAAGUCCAGAGGCUCGAACCUUCGCGUUCAUUUCAAGAACACUCGGGAAACGGCUCAGGCCAUCAAAGGCAUGCAUAUCCGAAAAGCCACUAAGUAUUUGAAAGACGUCACCCUGCAAAAGCAGUGUGUGCCCUUCCGGCGUUACAAUGGUGGUGUUGGCAGGUGUGCCCAGGCCAAACAGUGGGGUUGGACACAGGGUCGUUGGCCCAAAAAAAGUGCUGAAUUUUUACUGCACAUGCUUAAAAAUGCAGAGAGCAAUGCUGAACUUAAGGGUUUAGAUGUUGAUUCCCUGGUCAUCGAGCAUAUUCAGGUGAACAAAGCACCCAAGAUGCGCCGCAGGACUUACAGGGCUCAUGGGCGUAUUAACCCAUACAUGAGUUCUCCCUGCCACAUUGAGAUGAUUCUGACUGAGAAAGAGCAGAUAGUUCCUAAACCUGAAGAGGAAGUUGCACAGAAGAAAAAGAUCUCACAGAAGAAACUGAAGAAGCAAAAACUGAUGGCACGGGAAUAAACUAAGCAUAAAAUAAAUGGAUCUAACUAAACUGUUUGCUGUA